AUGACCGACGCCCGCGGCCUCUUCCCCCACAACACCACCUCCCCUCCCACAACCACCCGCGUCUUCCAACUCUUCUCCCUCCGCGGCAAGACUGCCGUCGUCUCCGGCGCCAGCUCAGGCAUCGGCCUCGCCGCCGCCCAAGCCUUUGCCGAGGCCGGUGCCAACGUAGUGAUAUGGUACAAGAGCCGGAGGGAGAUGGCCGAGCAGGCGGCGAGGGAGAUUGAGGAGGAGUUCGGAGUCAAGUGUCGGGCAUAUCAGGUUGAUGUUACCUCCUACGAGGCUGUCAUUUCGGCGUUAGAGGAGCAGCUCAAGGAAUUCAACAACCGCCUCGACGUCUUCGUUGCCAAUUCCGGCAUCCCUUGGACCCAGGGUCCGAUGCUAGACGGUGAACUCUCCCACUACCACGACGUGAUCCGGACGAAUCUCGACGGCGUCUUCCAUUGCGCGCGGGCUGCGGGGUUACUAUUCCGCCAACAAAAAGAACAAUACCCCCAGACGUUCGACCCGCCGUUCACAUCAGGAAGCUUCAUCGCGACAGCCAGCAUGAGCGGACACAUUGUCAAUGUGCCACAGCUACAGGCGGCCUAUAACGCGAGUAAAGCUGCGGUGGUGCAUCUGUGCAAGAGUUUGGCGGUCGAGUGGACGGGUUUCGCGAGGGCGAAUUCCAUCUCGCCAGGUUAUAUUAAUACGACGAUUUCGAAGUUUUGCUCACAAGAAAUGAAGGAGGCUUGGAAGGACAAAAUUCCUAUGGGACGCGAGGGCGAGCCGCAUGAGUUGAAGGGUGCAUAUCUCUACUUGGCGUCAGAUGCAUCGUCGUACACGACGGGAGCGGAUAUUGUGGUUGAUGGCGGGUAUUGUGCUCCAUAA
Messenger RNA from Thermochaetoides thermophila DSM 1495, 867 nucleotides. RefSeq names its product putative sorbitol utilization protein. Bases 1 to 867 code for a protein of 288 amino acids. The record is from RefSeq and is a predicted model, not a curated record. The transcript has 3 exons. NCBI's taxonomy places the organism in Eukaryota, Fungi, Ascomycota, Sordariomycetes, Sordariales, Chaetomiaceae. Gene Ontology annotation, molecular function: oxidoreductase activity, acting on NAD(P)H, oxygen as acceptor. Gene Ontology annotation, cellular component: intracellular anatomical structure.